CGAACACUGUUAGUGCUUGAUGAUGUUUUGAAAUGAUAAAAUCGUGUAAACCACAGUGUGAUAUUAGUCAUAGUUUUGUCAAUUUAUUACAAUUAAUUAUUACAAAGAUUUGAUAUACAUAUCUCAACAUAUAGAGUAUCUGAGGCAACAAUUAACAUGACAAUAUUUCUAAAGCUAUUGUUAUUUAGCUAUUGUUUAACGUUUAUCAGUGCAAAGACCCUUUUAACUGAUACACAAAUUGAACUAUAUGAAUAUCAUUUACAUGACUUUCAUAAAAUAAUAUCAGUACAUUAUAAUGUCCAACUUGAGCCCGAUAUCGAAAUAAAUACUUUCUUCGGCGAAUGUAAUAUUAACAUUACGAUUCUUGUACCAAAGCAAUACCUAACACUGUAUUCAAAAGUUAAAUGUAUAAAUAAUAUAAUUAUGACUGAUAAUCCGCCAAGAUUUUACAAAGGGGACAAUACAGAAAUUAUUGUUUAUCCGAUAAAUUAUUUAUAUAAGAAUACGAAUAAAAGUGUUCAGAUUUUUACAUAAAUUUUGCAUCACCAGAACAUUACAUUUUGUUUAUAAAAUAUCAUGAUAUUAUAAAUCAUGAUACAAAGUUGACAACUUUUUCCAAACAAAAAUAUAAAUGGUGGGUAAUGCCAACGCAUUUUGAUAUACUUGGGGCCCGACAAGUGUUUUCUCGCUUGAGCGAAUUUUUGCAAGCCACCUUUAACAUUAUUAUAAAGCAUGAUCGUGAAUACGUAGCUUUAUCAAUUAUGGAGGUACAAAAAGUGGAAGAAGAUGAUGAAGGCACGAUGCUCACGCACAUCCAAACUACAUCUUUACUGCCUACUUAUCUCAUAGUAGGAAUAGUGACUAAUUUUUGUAACAAGUCUAUUAAUAAUAUUGUAAAUGUGUGGUAUAGAAAUUCUUCCGCUUUGGGCAUAGCAUUUGCUGAAGAAGUUAUUCAUCAUGCUGCAUUGCACUUAGAAAAAAAUGGAAACGUAUAGAUCUAAUUUCGAAAGUGAAUCAUUUUGCGAUUCCAAAUUUUCCGGAUAAAGAUAUGGAUAAUUUAUUGGGAUUAGUUUUUUAUAGAGAGGAAGACAUUAUUUAUGAUACAAAGUUAAAACCUGCUGCUUAUAAAAUCGAGAUAUCUCAUCUAAUAGCAUAUAAAAUGUCACAGGAAUGGUUUUAUAAAGUUUAUAAUUUGAAUUCGGCGUCGACAUUAUUUUGGUUUAACGAUUGUCUUAUUAGAUUUUUAGGAAUCGAUGCCGUCGAUAAGGCACUCCCACAUAUCCAGUUAAUGAAUCUGUUUAUGGUACAAUCUUUUCACGAAGUUCUUGGUUUCGACACUUCUUAUACAUCUUCGUUCAACAGUUCUUAUGAAUUUCCCCGUUGCAUUAAAGUAUCUAUUAUGUUGCGGAUGUUACAAAACGCACUUUCUGAAAAUAUAUUUUGGAAGUUUAUAAGCACAUAUAUAAUAAACAACGAUCUAGAUUACAAAAAUUUGGCAAGAUCUUUGAAUGAAAGUAUAGUUGACACACAUCUUAGUACACUUAAAGUACAAUACAAAUCAGAAAUAUUAGACAUGAUUCCUAUAAUGGAUCCAUGGACAAAGCAAAAGCAUUAUCCUACUAUAAGUAUCAAGCGAAAUUAUGAUGAUCAUUAUGACAAGAUUGAAGUAUUAAUAGUAAAUUAUAAUUCAUCAUAUCAUUAUUGCGUACCUCUGACAUAUACUACACAAAGCGAUAUUAAUUUUAACGAUACUUUACCUUCUUAUUGGUUAAACACAUCGUCCUCUUAUUUAUUUAAUUUGAAAUUAAAGACAACUGAUUGGUUGAUAUUCAACAUACAACAAGUUGGACAUUAUCGAGUCAAUUACGAUAGAGAUAAUUGGAAAAGAAUUGCAUUUUAUCUUACCACUGAGAAUUACAUGAAAAUGCACGUUCUCAAUAGUGCUCAAAUUAGGUCUGGACGUAACAUUAUCAAUGACGCUUUUCACUUUAUGAUAACGAAACAACUCGAGUCUUUUAUAUUCUGGAAGAUUACAAAAUAUUUAGGACAAGAAACAGAUUUUGUAGUAUGGUAUCCUAUGUUUAAAGCUUUGGAAUACAUGUCGAGUGUCUUUCCACUUUCAAGAGAAGAAAGUUAUGGAAUCAAGUUAAGAAUGCGGUCUAUUUUUCGUAAGGUGCUUGAAAGACUUGAAUACGAAGAAAUUUCUAAUGAAAACGAUUUUAGAAAACGUUUAAGACAAGAGGCUGCAAAAUGGGCGUGUUUUUUUGAUGACUACAAGUGCCAUGAAAUGGCCAAUCGUGUUUUAAAACGACAUCUGGAACAUCCUGCAAAAUACAAACUGUUGCCAUGGUGGAAAAAGUGGACAUAUUAUAAUGGUUUAAAAUUAAUGUCACAUUCUCCUAUUUUUAAUUAUGAAAACACUACUUGGUCGAUAGCACAUUAUCUAGGAAGCGAAAACUUUAAAACUAAAAUGUCAGAAUUUUUCGCUUGCUUUGAGCAUCCAGAUAUUAUAACAAACUAUCUAAAUCUCAAAGGAACUAAUAAUGAAACAUCGCUUAUAUUGCCAAAAGAUUUUAGCACUCAAGAUUAUAUUAAGUGUUUCCUUUUUACUAUUGCGAAGUACGCGAGGGAAGAUGAAGGAUUAAAUUUUAUAUUACAUACACUUAUAGACAUAAAACCAAAGCAAAUCAAAAUAGCUGUAGUAUAUACAGUUUUAAUUAAUCAUUUAUAUUUUAAGGAACGAAUCGAAAAGGUAAAAAAGUUUCUGACGAGACAAUUGAAGGAAUCAGAAAAUUAUAUAUUAAAUGUCAUAAAAGAAAGCUUUGAAGAGCCUUUAGAUAAAGUUCUCAAGGUUACUGCGGAAAUGAUAUACGUAUGGAAAAAUAAGACACAAUUACAUGAACAAUUUCUAACUAAGCUAGACAUACGCUCUCAUCAAAUCGAAUCUCAGAUGAAGAAUCUUAACAAUUUAGUUAUUUAUUAAAAACUAAUGGUAACAUACUAUCUCAGUAUAAAUAUAUCUGUUUAAUAAAUAUUUUUUGCACGCCAUAUAUUUAAUAUGUUAAUUAUGUCUACUUAGGUGCGUUAAUGAUUACUCGAUUUCAUUAACAACAAAGAUAUUUCAUGCGUUUUUCUUAUUGUUGUACAAAUCAGAGAUAUUUAAUAUUUAAAUUAUAUUAAAUUUUAUUAUAUAAAUGACACAUUUUGAUUUUUUAAUAUAUACAUUAAUAUAUUUUGUAAAUAUUAUAAAAACAAAUUUGUCUGCUGAAUAUAAACGUGUUGUAUCAUUAAUAU
Molecule: messenger RNA, 3294 nt
Organism: Cataglyphis hispanica
Lineage: Eukaryota; Metazoa; Arthropoda; Insecta; Hymenoptera; Formicidae
Product: aminopeptidase N-like
Exons: 14
Coding region: 1049-2983 (644 amino acids)
Biological process (GO): peptide catabolic process; proteolysis
Cellular component (GO): cytoplasm
Molecular function (GO): zinc ion binding; peptide binding; metalloaminopeptidase activity
Source: RefSeq, a predicted model, not a curated record